UGGAUGCUGAUCGCUCUCUCUCUCUAUCUUGCUGCCCCGUGCCCUCCAUCCCUCCAGCGAUCAGACACGGACGUAGGGGAUAUCCGAGGAGUUUCGGGUCGAGGAUAGGGACACAGAUCUGCCGUAGAUGAAGGAAGUCUGAUGUAGAUGCUGAGCCAGAAGAGAGCCCAGGGAGCAGCAGCAGCAGCAGCAGCAGCAUCGGGACUGUAGAUGCCCUCUCCCCGGCUCCAGCCACAGCCCCCCCUCAGGCCUCUGCAGGAGAGGCAGAACAGAGAGGAGACAGCUCCUGUUCUGACUCAGACAGCCCUGUAGACUCCAGCUCUUGUGAGGAGCAGGAGGAGGAAGAGGAGGGGGAGGAGGAGGAGGAGGAGGGGGAGGAGGAGGAAGACCCCGCCAUGUUUUCCUCCAAAUUCCUAAGUGGAGCCAACCCCCUAAAUGCCGUGUCCUCUGCUGUGAAUAAAUUUGGAUUAUUUGGAGAUGACGGGGAAGGGGAUAAAAAUCAGAAAUCACCUUCUAAGCAAGGGGUACCGCCACCUGGAGAACAGCAACCAGGAGCAGGCCCUGGCAAAAGCCCUCAACCGCAGCAGGGACCCCAGAAAUCUGGCCAGGGCCCCUCUAUGCAAAAGAGCCAGCCUCCUCCUAAACAAGGGUCACCACAGCUGCAUGGGAAUGGACAGGCAGGACCCCCGAACAAGCCUGCCGGGCAACAAGUUGCUCAGAAGGCGGGGACACAGCCUAAGGGCCCACCACAGAACGGUUCACCUAAAUCCGGACAUCAACAAGAACCUUCAAAGGCACCAUCACAACAACAGGUUCCACCUAAGACAGGGAUGCAAAAACAAGGGCCUGCAAAGUCUGGCGCGCCAGACCCCACAAUGGCUGGGUCGCAAAGAACUGGCACACAGCAAGGGUCACCGAAAGUAGGACAGCAGCAGCAGCAGCAGCAGCAGGGGUCGCCAAGAUCUGGACAGCAACAACAGGGUUCCCCUAAAGUAGCCCAGCAACAACAGGGUUCAACAAAGCCAGGACAGCAACAGCAAGGAGUCAGGACUACACCACAGCAGCAGUAUUCGGCUAAACCCGGGCCUCAGCAGCAAGGCACUAAGGGACCUGGUACACCUGGUCUGUCUCGGACAGGGUCUUCAUCACAGGGGGCGACCAAAGCUGGAUCUCAGUCAAAAGCAGCAGCUAAGCCUCUUUGCCCUGUGUGUAAAACAACAGAACUUAAUAUGCACACCAAGGAACCACAGAACCAUAAAACAUGCACACAGUGUAAAACGGACGUUUGCAGCUUGUGUGGCUUCAGCCCUCCAGACUCUGAUGGGCGUGAGUGGCUGUGUCUUACUUGCCAGAUACAGAGAGCCCAAGGAGCUUCUGAACCAACAGGACCUUCCAUAAAAAAGCCCUCGCCCAACAAAGUUUCCCCUGCUCAAAGUCAACCAUCUCCUGCUCCAUCUGUGACAAAAGAAAUGGUGACAUCAGGUUCAUCUCAGAAAAUGCAGUCUGCUUCUGCAAAAGUGCCAUCCAAGGGUGAAGUUGCUAAAGGACUAGAGAGUCAAAAACAGGCCAGCCCAGCGUCCAUGCAGAAAAUGACACCUGAGACUGAGAGAAAAUCUGGGUCUCAAAAACCAGAGCAGACUAGUCAAACUGGACGAAAACAAAGCAGUGCAGCUCCAGCUCCCCAGCAGGAGUCAGGAGGUUUAUUUGGCUUUGGUGGCUCUAAACCUGUAGCUGCAAAGCCAGAGGAGUCAGUGACUGGAAAGAUGUUUGGUUUUGGUUCCUCAAUUUUUAGCUCUGCAUCUACCUUGAUAACCUCGGCUGUUCAGGAUGAGCCUAAAACCACACCACCAAUUUCUCCCAAAAUGCAGUCAACAAAAGAGACCAGACCAACCCCGGUACAAAAGUCAGUUCAAGACAAGAAACAAGAGCAAGUCACCGAAGGGAAAUCCAAUACAGUAGGACAGGACAAAGUGGCCAAUGCUACUAAAGAGACUCCAAAGGCAGCAGCAGCCUCCCAAAAUGUCCCUAAACCAGGCCAAGCUUGUCCAAUCUGCAAGAUGGUGCUCAAUAAGGGCUCGAAGGAUCCACCCAACUACAACACCUGCACAGAUUGUAAAAGUACGGUCUGCAACCAGUGUGGAUUUAACCCAAUGCCAAAUGUUAAAGAGGGAAAAGAGUGGCUUUGUCUCAACUGCCAGGUGAAACGGUCUACUGGCGAAAUUAAAACUCAUCAAGAGAAAUCUUUGGUUGACUCAUCAAUUAAAAAACCUACCCCAGCACAGCCUGUUCUACAGAAGACUUCUGCACCAGGCUCCCCUCAGAGAAAAGUAUCCACUCCAGCAGCACAAGUGGUAAAGGCAGAAGCUGCUAAAGGGCCAGAAAGUUUGAAACAAGCUAGCCCAGCUCCUGUUCAGAAAACACCACAAGAGAGCCGGAAGACGGCGCCUCAGAAACAACCAGACCAUCCAAGCCAAACCGGACAAAAGCAGGGAAAUGUCACUGCAGCUACCCAACAGGAGACAGGCGGGUUCUUUGGUAUUGGCAGUCCUAAAAGUCAGAGAGAUGCUGCAAAGCCUGCUGAGUCAGUGACUGGGAAAAUGUUUGGUUUUGGUUCCUCUAUCUUCAGUUCUGCAUCCACUAUGAUUUCCUCGGCAGUUCAAGAUGAGCCUAAAACAACCCCACCAAUUUCUCCUAAAAUCUCUGCUGCAAAGGACUCCAAAUCCCCCGCUACUCAGAAAUCAGAUCAAGAAAUAAAAACAGAACAACUCCACCAUACCAAGGGACCUUUACCAGCACAACCUAAAGUACAAAAACCUCUUUCAGAUCCACCGAAGAAAGAUUCAGCCUCCGCUGCAAUUUCCAUAUCAGGCCAGUCUACCUGCCCUCUUUGCAAACUGCAACUCAAUAUGGGCUCUAAAGAGCCUUCCAACUACAAAACCUGUACAGACUGCAGAAAUACUUUCUGUAACCAAUGUGGAUUUAGUCCCAUGCCAAACGUGAAGGAGGUGAAGGAGUGGUUAUGUCUUAAUUGUCAGAUGCAGAGAGCACUCGGAGCAUCUGAGCCUCCUGGAACUCCCAUGAUGAAACAACAGGCCUCACCAAACAAAGUCACAGCACCUGCCAAAGACGUACAAAAGGAGACUUGCCAACUAGAUAAAUCUGAACAGAAAGACAUUCCAACACCUUCUGGAUCUAAAAUAAAAGAGACAUCUUUGCCAGGCUCCCCUCAGAGGAAACCCGGAACACCAGCAGAGCAGUCGGUAAAACCUGAAGUCAUUAAAAGUGCUGAAAGUCAGAAACAAGUCAGCCCAGCACCUGGUCAGAAAACUAUGCAGGAGGGCCGGGUGCCAGAUCCUCCGAAACAACCAGACAAGACAAAUCCAUCUGAACGUAAGCAAAGUAAUACUGCCUCGACUAAACAAGAGGGAUCUGUAGGCUUCUUUGGAUUAAGUGGUCCUAAAGCUCAAACUGAUUCUGCAAAGCCUUCAGAAUCACUAGGUGGGAAAAUGUUUGGAUUUGGCUCCUCUAUCUUUAGUUCUGCAUCAACUAUGAUGAACUCAGCUGUCCAAGAUGAUUCCAAAAAGACACCACCUGUUUCUCCCAAGAUGCCUGGCACAAAGGCAACAAAAUCCCCUCCUGCUCAGAAACAAGAGCAGGAGAAGAAACAAGAGCAAGUGCAACAACCGAAAGCCUCUCCAUUACAACAAGCCAAGGUAGAAAAAGCUCCAUCAGAACCUCUGAAAGAUGUAGCAGCUUUCCCAUCUGUUUCCAAGGACGGCCAAACUACUUGUCCACUAUGUAAAGUGAAACUCAACAUUGGAUCCAAGGAGUCUCCCAACUACAACAAAUGCACUGAAUGCAAGAACACUGUUUGCAACCAAUGUGGAUUUAAUCCAAUGCCAAAUGUGUCAGAGGUAAAGGAAUGGCUAUGCCUCAACUGUCAGAUGCAGAGAGCUCUUAGGUCUUCUGAACUCACAGCACCUCCAAUGAAACCUCAUAAUUUAGCCAGCAAAAAAAACCCAUCUACUGCAGAUGAGAAAAUAAAUAUACCUAAUCAAAAGGAAACUCUUAAAAAGGAACAGCCAAAAUUGGAUGAACCUUUAAAAAUGGCAGCUCCAGUGGCUGAUAUGCUUCACAAGAAGGGGAAUUCUGCACCAGGGUCUCCUAAGAAAACACAGCCUUCAACAGUAUCGUUAGCAAAUAAGGCUACAAAAGGAUCAGAGGCUGACACACAGGAGAGCCCAUCUCAGAAAGCAACUUCCCAGUUAGAUGAACUGGGAAUAAAACAGAGAAAAGUCGCCCCAGAUGCAGGGCAGGAGACAGGAAGCCAACUUAGUAUUGGUGGUCCUAAAACAAAGACAGAUGGUUCAAAAACAACAGAGUCUGUGACUGGGAAGAUGUUUGGCUUUGGGUCUUCCAUUUUUAGCUCAGCAUCCACUUUGAUAUCAUCCGCGGUUCAGGACGAAUCACGCACUACACCACCAAGCCCUCGUAAGAUGUCUGCACCAGCACAUGUUUCCCGAAAGAUGUCCACUGUGCCCCAGAUUUCUCCAAAAAGUACACCGUCAGUUUCUCCCAAAAUGUCGCCAGCAAGAGAGCCAAAAUCUCCAAUUCAGAAGCCAGAGCAAGAGAAAAAACCAGUGGAAUCCGAACAGAGCAAAAAAGACAAAACUUUAUCACAGCCAUCAAAAGCAGCAACAACUACCCAAGCACACUCUAAUACAACCCAGGACAGCUGUCCCCUGUGUAAGGUUGAGCUGAACUUCGGAUCCAAGGCAUCUCCCAACUACAACAGCUGCACAGAAUGCAAGACCACUGUCUGUGUCCAGUGUGGAUUUAACCCAAUGCCUAUGGGAGAGGUCAAAGAAUGGCUAUGUCUGAACUGUCAGAUGAAAAGAGCAGUUGAAGCAUCUGAGCCUCUGGGGCAUCCCACCAUAAAGUCUCAAAAAUCACCCAGUAAAGUUCCUUCACCUGCUGCUGUCCAAUUGAAGGACAAUUCCAAACCAACUGUAACGCAAAAGACAGACAGUCCGGAUAGUGCUCAACUAAAGAAGGAGACCUCAGAACCAGUGUCAACACAGAGAAAGCAAUCUACAGCAUCAGCAACUGCUACUUUACCAGUGAAACAAGAAAGUCCAGCAACAGAUCAUAAAGUACCAGAAGAAAGAACAAAGACAGGUCCAAAGAAGCCACCAGAUCAAGAAAGCAUAGCUCAGCGCAAACACAGUAAUACCACAGCAGGGACGCAGCAAGACUCAGGAGGUCUCUUUGGCUUUGGUGGUCCUAAAACUCAACCUGAUGCUGCAAAGCCUGCAGAAUCAGUUACUGGGAAGAUGUUUGGCUUUGGGUCUUCUAUCUUCAGUUCUGCAUCUACUUUGAUGACCUCAGCAGUUGACCAGCCCAAAACUACUCCACCAGUUUCUCCCAAGAUGUCUCCUGCAAAAGAUAUGAAGUCUCAUGAUGCUCAGAAGCUUGAGCAACAGAAGAAAGCAGAGCACUCCCUGCAGACCAGUGCAACUCCACCAGGACAGGUCAAAGCUGACAAAGCCCCAUCAGCAUCUUCAAAGGCUACAGAAGCCUCCCAAGUACCUGUCAAACCAGGCCAGUCUAACUGUCCACUGUGUAAGGCUGAACUCAAUACCGGUUCCAAGGAUCUACCAAACUAUAAUACCUGCACUGAAUGCAAGAGCACUGUCUGUAACCAAUGUGGAUUCACCCCAAUGCCAACAAGAGAGGUAAAAGAGUGGCUAUGUCUGAACUGUCAGAUGAAAAGAGCAGUUGAAGCAUCUGAGCCUCUGGGGCAUCCCACCAUAAAGUCUCAAAAAUCACCCAGUAAAGUUCCUUCACCUGCUGCUGUCCAAUUGAAGGACAAUUCCAAACCAACUGUAACGCAAAAGACAGACAGUCCGGAUAGUGCUCAACUAAAGAAUGAGACCUCAGAACCAGUGUCACCACAGAGAAAGCAAUCUACAGCAUCAGCAACUGCUACUUUACCAGUGAAACAAGAAAGUCCAGCAACAGAUCAUAAAGUACCAGAAGAAAGAACAAAGACAGGUCCAAAGAAGCCACCAGAUCAAGAAAGCAUAGCUCAGCGCAAACACAGUAAUACCACAGCAGGGACGCAGCAAGACUCAGGAGGCCUCUUUGGCUUUGGUGGUCCUAAAACUCAACCUGAUGCUGCAAAGCCUGCAGAAUCAGUUACUGGGAAGAUGUUUGGCUUUGGUUCUUCUAUCUUUAGUUCUGCAUCUACUUUGAUGACCUCAGCAGUUGACCAGCCCAAAACUACUCCACCAGUUUCUCCCAAGAUGUCUCCUGCAAAAGAUAUGAAGUCUCAUGAUGCUCAGAAGCUUGAGCAACAGAAGAAAGCAGAGCACUCCCUGCAGACCAGUGCAACUCCACCAGGACAGAUCAAAGCUGACAAAGCCCCAUCAGCAUCUUCAAAGGCUACAGAAGCCUCCCAAGUACCUGCCAAACCAGGCCAGUCUAACUGUCCACUGUGUAAGGUUGAACUCAAUACCGGUUCCAAGGAUCUACCAAACUAUAAUACCUGCACUGAAUGCAAGAGCACUGUCUGUAACCAAUGUGGAUUCACCCCAAUGCCAACAAGAGAGGUAGGUUAA
Molecule: messenger RNA, 6620 nt
Organism: Labrus mixtus (cuckoo wrasse)
Lineage: Eukaryota; Metazoa; Chordata; Actinopteri; Labriformes; Labridae
Product: protein piccolo-like
Exons: 8
Coding region: 396-6620 (2074 amino acids)
Biological process (GO): protein localization to synapse; presynaptic active zone assembly
Cellular component (GO): glutamatergic synapse; GABA-ergic synapse; axon
Molecular function (GO): structural constituent of presynaptic active zone; metal ion binding
Source: RefSeq, a predicted model, not a curated record